Rotaria sp. Silwood1 is the source of this 309-nucleotide messenger RNA. NCBI's taxonomy places the organism in Eukaryota, Metazoa, Rotifera, Eurotatoria, Philodinida, Philodinidae. The record is from the annotation of a GenBank genome assembly.
AUGAAAUUAUGGUGCCUGUUUGUCGUUUUUUUCCUUAUUAUUACAAUUUCCUCGUCAUAUAUUUAUUUGAAUGAUUAUAAUGAUGAUAAUAUCAAUUAUCCAAAUGUAAAAAAUUUUCCAUCAAUUUUACAAUCAUCAUCAUCAUCAUCAUCUCAUAUUAUGAAACAAAAUCGAUCUAGACGAUCAACAAUUGUCAAACGUUCACAACGUAAUGCAAAUAUUCUUUAUCGAUAUUGUCGUCGAAAUGGUCAAGCACCAAAUUUUUGUUUAAAAUAUGCUGUAAGAAUGAUAUUUGCUACAGGUCAUUGA